AGGGCGGGAGCCGGCCCGCAGGGGCGAGGCGGCCCGAGGAGAGGGGGGAAGGACGAGGGGCCGGGCCGAGGAAGGGCAACGCGGGCCGGCGGGGGCUGAAGCGAGCCGGCCGGCGGGCAGGGGAAGGCUGGCUCCCUGCGGCGGGCGCUCGCAGGUCAGGAGGCGGCUGCGCCGGUGGCUCCCCGCGUUCCUGGCUCUCGGCUGUUGGGCGCCCCACGCCAUGUUCUCGGUGCUCUCCUAUGGCAGGCUGGUGGCCCGGGCAGUCCUGGGCGGCCUCUCGCAGACGGACUCCCGUGACUACAGCUUGGUGACAGCCAGCUGUGGCUUCGGUAAAGAUUUCCGUAAGGGCAUCCUCAAGAAAGGCAUGUGCUACGGGGAUGACGCCUGCUUCGUGGCCCGACACCGCUCGGCAGAUGUGCUGGGGGUGGCAGAUGGUGUAGGUGGCUGGAGAGACUAUGGGGUUGACCCUUCUCAGUUCUCAGGGACUCUAAUGCGAACAUGUGAACGUUUAGUAAAAGAAGGACGGUUUGUACCAAGCAAUCCUGUUGGGAUUCUCACCGCAGGUUAUUGUGAGCUGCUGCAGAACAAAGUACCUUUGCUUGGAAGCAGUACAGCUUGUAUAGUAGUUCUGGACAGAACAAGUCAUCGUUUACACACAGCAAACUUGGGAGAUUCUGGAUUUUUGGUAGUCAGAGGAGGAGAAGUAGUACAUCGAUCUGAUGAGCAGCAGCAUUACUUCAACACUCCGUUCCAACUGUCAAUAGCUCCACCAGAAGCAGAAGGAGUUGUUUUAAGUGACAGCCCUGAUGCUGCUGAUAGUACUUCUUUUGAUGUCCAACUUGGAGACAUUAUUUUGACUGCGACAGAUGGACUGUUUGACAACAUGCCUGACUACAUGAUUCUGCAGGAGUUAAAAAAGCUGAAGAACUCCAACUAUGAGAGUAUACAGCAGACUGCAAGAAGCAUUGCUGAGCAAGCUCACGAGCUGGCAUAUGAUCCCACUUACAUGUCGCCGUUUGCACAGUUUGCAUGUGACAAUGGAUUGAAUGUGAGAGGGGGAAAACCAGAUGACAUCACCGUCCUUCUUUCUAUUGUAGCCGAGUAUACAGACUGAUUUGCCUGGGGUGUCAGCUUCUGAUGUUUUGUUCUCCCUGAGCUCCUAGCAUCACACGUACGGUUUCCUGCUGGCAGGAUUGCUUUCUUCCUUCGCAGCUGAUCUCAGCAGCUGGUUCUCGAGCUCAUUGCCUGUCUUGAGACACAACUGAAGUCCCUGUUAAGAACCACUCUCGUAGUACACUGGUCUUUGUCUGCCAGCAAGAAAUGAAGAAGCUCAAGGCUUGAAGCAUGUCUUUCAGAGCUUAGUCAUUGCCCUUAAAGGGGGAGGAUCAAUCCCACGUCGUUACUGCAUUUGAAAUGUGACUGACUUUCAAAGGAGUAGAAUUGGUUUCUCAUCUUUCAAGCUAGAUUCAAUAGCUAAAACCUCUGCAAGAGGGCAUAUUACUCUAUUUACUAGAAAAGUUCAUCAUUCAUUAAAGGGUAUGUUACAGAACACAGUUUCAUAAGCAUAGUCUUGUUACAGUGAUAGCUGAGGUUUCGUGUUUCUAAGCUCCAGUUUUCAGGAGGUUUAUAACUGCUGUAAACAUUCUGCUCUUGCCAUACAUGGUGUCAGCCUAGGAGCCUUUUCUAGUACGAAAUUUCAAAAAACAUACUUAGUUCAAGUUAUAUGGAUGCAAAUGUGUUUUGUGAUUUCAGGUGCUUAACUGUGAUCUUUAAAGUUCUGCAGAUCAUUCGUCCAUAAUGGGCCUGGUAUCUGGAUGUUUUGGCUGUGGAUAACUUUUUUUUUUUUUUUUUUUUUUUAAAUUAACUCAGUCUCAAAAAGCCAAGCUGGCCAAAGUUGAGGUCCUUUCAGCAUUUUAACCCAUCUCACCGGUGUGGGAUGAUAUGGCAUAGAUGCUACAGUGGGAGGUUGCACAGAGAACAGAUCAUCCUCAACUUUUGACUGGCUUCACUUUUGGUAGAUAAUUCUGUUGUUAACGAGAUGUAAUUUAUGUUACUAAUUGCCAUUCUCGCUUGUGUAGAACAGAAUAUGCUGCACCAGUUGAAGUCCAGUUGAUCCUUAUCUUUCUGACUCUGAAACAAGCACCUCUUUGCUUAUGCUGUAGCAGCAGCAGUAAGUAUGUAAAUGGAAACUAUUAAUGAAUAAUCAGUAAAACUUACAUUUCAGUAACUAAAGUUUAGGGUUUUCGGAAUGAACCUUAAUGAUGUUUACAGUUAUCUAACAGCCACUUUGCAAUAUUACAUUUCCUUUUGAAUUACAGUAGCUCACAUUUGUUCCCCCGUUCCAGCAAGCUUUCCUUUUCCUUUCCUGAGGUUCAUACAAAAAGCUGAUAGCUGUAAAGAUAUAUAUAUUUUUGGUCAGUUUUUCAUUAACUUUUUUGCUGGUAGAGAAGUAUGUAGAAAUAAAUUAAAGCCAUGUUUUUAUAUAUAAAAAGUCGGGUAAUGUUGCUGUUUAGGUGAGUGCAGUUAAACUUGGUCAGUAAGUAAUCUUACCUGCUCUCAAAGGGAGAUUUUUACUACCUGGUUUAUUGUAUUAAAACUGUUUAAGUUUGAGGUUACCUCAACUUGUUUAAAGAAUUUUUGUGGACUUGUACUGUAUAUUUGCGUAACUAUGUCAAGCUUUUAUUUAAGGUCAUUUAACAUGUACCAUGUACAUGUCAUUUACUAUAUUUCAAUGCAUCAUGCUUGUAACAGGCAUUUCAUUUAUAAGAAUAAGUGAUUAAUUUGGGAGCUCUUCAGUAAUUUAUCUGCUAUUCCUAAAUUGGCAUAAUGUUAGCUAUCUAUUUUAAAUCACCUUAUAAUUACUUGUCAAAAUGCCUUAACUACCCUAACUUGACCAAAAUACUAUUUUGGUGAGGGUACGGGGAGGAUUAUAUUAAUGAAGAAAAAUUAAUUAGUUUUGCGAUCCAUGAACAGUGAGUGGUGGAUAACUUUGCACAAAUUGUCAGUCCUUGUUGUUUUUUAAAACUGAACAAGCUGUAUCUAGCUGUCUCGUCAGAAGGAAUGUAUUCUCGCUGCAGUACAGGGCUUUGUUUCUAGCGUUUGGGAGGGGCGUCUCUCUCUCAAAUCUGGGUGUCUUUACAUUUUAUUCUCCAGUAUUUACUAUCACGCUUCUUGAUUAGAGCAGAUUUGAUCAAUUAUUAUUCCCCUUGAACUUUCCUUGAAACGAUGCCCCCGCAGACCCGGGCUGUGUUGCACUCUGACCCCUCGCCCCAGCCCCGGUGUCCCCCUGCUUUGCAGAGCUCUGCGGCCUGAGCCACAGCUACAGAGCUGUUUGCCUCGUAUCACAUUGUGAGGAUUUUCUUUUUUUUUUUUUUUUUUUUUUUUUAAUAAAGAACAAAUUUGGAUUUUGAUUUGCAAAUCAUGAGUUUAUCCCUCACCAGACACACCAAAGACCAGUAAAGCUUAUAGCUUUUCCAUCUGUUUAUAAAGCAAUACUGUAUUAUAAAUAAUUGAUAUUUUUAUCACAUGCUUGAUUGUUUUGGGGUUUUUUUGCCUUUUAUUUUUGGGGGGUGUGUGUGUUUGUUUGUGUUUGGAAUUUUUUUUUUUUUUUAAGAUGUGCACUCUAAACAUAUCAAACCUAAUUUCUUCCUAUGAACUUAAGCUGUCUGCGCACAAAAAAAAAUUUUUGGAAAAGGAAAUGACAGGGCCCACUUUAUCAAAAUAAUUGUAAACGAUGCAUGAAGCAGUAACACUUCCUAGGAAUUAGAUUAUUGUGACUAUUCACGAGAGGAACGCACAGGAAAGGUGUUCCCUGACACAGAGGCGUGCAUGCACGAAGCACAGGCUGCUGCAGGGGGUGUUCUCAGGAGCUGGUGGUUUGGGAGCAGCGAGCUGAAGGAAAAGGAAAGGGUUUAGAGACCAGUAACCACGUAAUGUCCCAGGACUGGCAGGAGCUGGGAUUUCUGCAGCAGCGUCACCAGGGAGUCGGGUAAAACAGGGCUAAGAUGUGGUGAAUUGGAAAAACGCUGUGGUUUCUUGCUACUUUGAAGGCUGUCUUUGGGAGACCUGCUACAUCCAGUUUCCCUCUAAACGUACUCCUUUGUUUCUGAAGAAGGUAUGGCUGAACAAAAAACCAAAACAAAAACUAGAUUUUGGGACCAGUUAGGACCGAGUCAAGGAGAAGGGAGAGGCGAAGGUCUGGCAAAGGUAUGAAGGGUUUUGUGAUGGAACCUCCAUCUCUUGGUCAUGGAUGUCCUUUCUCCAGGGAAAAAAACAGAUUGUGUGUGCAGAAACUGGCUGUGCAGGGUAGUUGCUCCCAAAGACGGCUGAGACAAUGAAGCAAAUCUGAGUCUGUAUCUAAUGAGGAUGCUUUUUUGUUGUUGUUCAAAUGAGACUAUCAUCUAUGCUUACCUAAGAGGCAAUUAUGUGAAUUUCAUGUCUGAGGUAUAACUUAUGCAGGAAUAGUUCUGUAAAUACAUUUAAAUGAAUUGUAAAGAUAUUUAAUAAAUAUAGUAUUUAUACUAAAA
Tyto alba (common barn owl) is the source of this 4526-nucleotide messenger RNA. It is a transcript of the gene PPTC7, whose product is annotated as protein phosphatase targeting COQ7. The coding region runs from base 221 to 1114 and encodes 297 amino acids. The record is from RefSeq and is a predicted model, not a curated record. Lineage: Eukaryota; Metazoa; Chordata; Aves; Strigiformes; Tytonidae. The transcript is spliced from 6 exons.